GCUGUCAGUAGGAAAUGCUCUUCGUGUUGGAUGGAUGCACCCCUGCGGCUGUACCUGGAUAAAUUUAUGACAUAAAUUAAUUUUCAAUUCAGAAUGUAAAAUUCUUACUUAAUCGGUCGCUUUUAUUUGAUUGGGGUGACCGCAGUAUUUCGGCAUAUCUAUUUGAGACUUUUAGCUAGCUGAAACGGGACACUAACAGCCUCAAUGCUACUAGCUAGAUCAGGCUAAAAUAAGCUAAGUUAGCAGGACAUUUGCUCUUCUUACUGCUCAGUCCGUUUAGCGGUUCCUAUCCUGGUCUAGCGUUUUCGCAUUUUGUUUAAACGGAGUAGUUUUGCAGAACCGGAGCUGUGGCGGGGAAAGGUGACUACAGGAACCUCCUGGCUAUCCAGGCGGACGGACCGCAGUGACACGCCGGUUGUUGUAAUUAGAUUGGAACCAUGGCUCAGCUGUUCACCUUAUCUCCUUCACCACCUCCACUGGGUGACCCCAGUGCAGCUCCAUCUGUUGCUCCGUCCGUGUUACCUGCUUCCAGCUGCCCCGAGUCUGUUAAGGAGAGGCCGGUACCCAAGUCUUCCCUUUACACUGACAAAGCUUUGACUGCAAGCACUUCUUCAGCACUUUCAGGAGGUUCAUCCUUGACUGCUCACCCUCCUAAAAGUAGCACAAAACUCACUGCAGACCCCGCUCUACCAUCAUUGACACCAGAAGCUGCUCCUAAGACAGAGGAGCCAGUAGGGAAUCAACAAGAGACCUGUGACCAAAAUGUUGUUGACCUCUCUAAUACUGAGACUGGUUCUUCAGAAGUGGCAGCUCAGACAAAAGUCCCAGAUGAAUCAUUAUCUCCUGAUUUAAAUCCUGGUCCUAAUCUGUACCCAAACGUCCAUGUUCCCUCUAACUCAAACCCUGUUGUGGACGUUGCUCGGCCACAAACGAGUUCGGAUUUCAACCCUACACCUGCUCCUCCAGAAGCAACAUCAUCAACUGAUGAGGAGAAACCUCAGCCACCAGAACAAGCACAAAAACCCCAGAAUUAUCCUCCUCCUCAACCCCCAAAGCCUGAUCCUAUCAACGAAGCAAUGAAGGAAGAUCUACCUACUACACCUACCAGUGCAGCACCGCCUAGUCCAACUGUGCCUGUGAUCCACGAGCCAGCUGCCCCACUACCUAAUCGAAAACCGGCCCCUGACACCCUAAGCUAUCUGGACUCAGCCAGCCUGAUGUCAGGAACACUGGAGUCCCUGUCCGGAUUGGGAGAGGACGGGAGCUCUCUGGGCUCAGACUCAGAGAUCAAUGGCCUAACUAUAAGACGCACUGAUAAAUAUGGAUUCCUGGGUGGGACUCAGUACAGUGAAGGAGGAGAAAAGGAUGUUCAAGUUGAAGUUGCAAGGCAAAGGGAGAUGAAAUGGCUGGAUAUGUUCUGCCACUGGGACAAGUGGGUCAAACAUCGCUUCCAGAAGGUGAAGCUGCGCUGCAGGAAGGGAAUCCCGUCUUCCCUCAGGUCUAAAGCCUGGCAGUUACUAUCUGACAGCCGAGAGCUGCUAGAGGCAAACCCAGGAAAAUUUGAGGAGCUGGAGAGAGAACCAGGUGAGCCUAAAUGGCUGGACAUCAUAGAGAAAGAUCUUCACCGACAGUUCCCUUUUCACGAGAUGUUUGCUGCACGUGGCGGGCAUGGACAGCAGGAUUUAUACCGUAUCCUGAAGGCCUACACUGUCUACCGGCCUGACGAGGGUUACUGCCAGGCCCAGGCUCCGGUGGCUGCAGUGCUACUCAUGCACAUGCCUGCUGAGCAAGCUUUUUGGUGCCUCGUCCAGAUUUGCGACAAGUAUCUUCCUGGGUAUUACAGCGCCGGGCUGGAAGCGAUUCAGCUGGAUGGUGAGAUAUUUUUCUCUCUCCUGCGCCGUACGUGUCCAAUGGCCUACCGCCAUCUUAAGAAAUUCAAGAUUGAUCCAAUCCUCUACAUGACCGAGUGGUUCAUGUGCAUAUUCUCACGCACCUUACCAUGGUCCUCUGUUCUGCGUGUCUGGGACAUGUUUUUCUGUGAAGGAGUGAAGAUAGUAUUUCGUGUGGGCUUGGUGCUGCUGAAGCAGAUGCUCGGCUCUGUAGAUAAGCUUCGGGAACUGCAGGGCAUGUACGAGACCAUGGAGCGCCUCAGAAACAUCUCACCUGACACUAUCCGAGAGGACAUACUGGUGCAGGAGGUCAUAAUGCUCCCAGUGACCGAGGCGCUCAUUGAGAAGGAGUGCAGCAUCCAGGUGAGGAAAUGGAGAGAGUCCAGAGGGGAGCUGACCCACCAGGCGGGCCGGCGGCUCCACGGUACAAGAGCCAUCUAUGAGUACAAGCGACGGGCUUCUGCCAUCAGCUCAGGUGGCAGCUUCUCUUUCCUCGGAAGCUCAGUUCCACCCCCAGGACCACUGCGGGCGUCUUCCAGCCUCCUCUCACUCCCUGGCUUCCGGAGAUCUAGGGCUCCUUUCCAAUCCCAGCCUAAAAAAGGCUCCUUCUCUGGGCCUUCAGGGAUGGAAGGUUUUCCUCCCCGCUCCCCUCCUCCUGCUGUGUCAAGUCACAAACCACCUAUUCCCCCAGGAGCGAGUCAGAAGGCAUCGGCGCUACAUGUCCAGAGCCCUUUGGUUGGAGGUUCAAUUGAAUCAUCGCACAGGUCAGCUCAAACUGCAGAGGGCACCUCAGUACAAAGCCAACCGGCUCCUCCAGCGCCCACACAAAGCACACCUCCGCCUAACACUCUGUCUCCCUCCCCUAAGAUCGUCUCAGAGCAGAUCACUCCUACCAUCCCCUCUCCUACGGCAAACAAUGUCCCUCUGCAACCGGAGCCACCAAAGGAAGGAACUCUAUCGGCGUCCGGAGAGGAAGAAGGAAAGACGAAAAGCAAGAAAAGCAAAGAAGACAAGAAAAAGGAAAAGGAAGAUGAGAAGAAAAAGAUGAAAGAGAAGAAGGAGAAAGAGAAGGCUGAAAAGGAGAGGGCCAAGAAGGAAAAGGAGAGGCUUGAAAAGGAGAAAAAGAAAGGGGGGAAGAAAAAGGACAAAGGGGGUGGAGAGGCAGAAGAGAAGAACGGAGCUGCUGCAGCGAAAGAUUCAACCUAGUUUUUUCACCCCAUCAUUCCAGGAUACUGAAAAAAGGG
Molecule: messenger RNA, 3133 nt
Organism: Girardinichthys multiradiatus
Lineage: Eukaryota; Metazoa; Chordata; Actinopteri; Cyprinodontiformes; Goodeidae
Product: TBC1 domain family member 10A-like
Exons: 10
Coding region: 438-3095 (885 amino acids)
Source: RefSeq, a predicted model, not a curated record